AUGGCUGAUAUCAAUGAUCGAUCCCGUAUUUCGGUGUCUCCCUUUGGAGACCCAAUCCCUGUGAGCACUGCAGAAUUUCGAGCAGUAACUCAUGAGCCGUCAAUGCCUGACGACGACAUCAUAAUGUCAGAUCCGUCGGCGAUCUUUAUCGCUUCACCCAUGCAGGAGGCGGGCCACGCCUCCUCCCACUCAACCGUCAUCGACCUUACUUGUGAUGACGAAACUAACCAAGCGAUUGAAGAAUUGACCUUUGACAUGGCACACGUUGGGGCUCCCUCCGCAAUCACCACAGGUGACGACUCAGCAAGUGACCGGUCUUCUUCCAGCAACUUGUCUUUCGUCAGCAACCAGUCCGUCAGCUGCAGCCCAACGCCAGUGACAGCUCAGCAAGAGAUAAACAUUGGGGGCAUUGUGUUCAAACCCGGAAUAUCUCUAGAGCUUGAGGAUGGCUCUUUCAUGCGUGUCGAAGACGUGAUUCCUCAACCUCACGACCUGCGUUUUUUCGGCCGCCGUCUUUACCGCACCACGCACCCCGAAGCCAAGACUUACCUGCCAAAACUUAACGACGAAUUGGUCUGGCUCACUCAGAACACCGACCACAUCAGCAUCAGAAAGGUUAGGCGGAUUGUCCCCAUUCGCUUCACCAACCAUCGGACGGACUUCAAUAACUUGACACCGGGAGAAGACCUGACUUGCCGACUGAAGCUCACCAUUCGCCAGAACGGAGUCGUUAUUAUCCCUGGGCAUGCACCUUUGAGUGCAGAGCAGUGUGCAAUUGAAUGGUUGACGUUCGCCGAAUCAGACCCAGGACUUGGCAAGCCCGCGAGCCAGCUGCGUGCCGAAUGGAGAGGUCAAACUGUGCCUUUCGGCGAGGCUAGCGCGUCUUCUAUGGCUAGGGAUCGACAGGGUGUGAUUGAUUUGACUGUCCCUGACCGUGCAUACACCUUUGGAGACGCGUACUGUGGUGCUGGUGGUGUGUCUUGCGGGGCUAAGCAGGCCGGCGUGAAGCUUCAAUGGGCCGUUGAUAUCGACAAGCAUGCGCUGGAAACCUAUCAGCUGAAUUUUGACGACGUAGAGGUUGAGCAUUCCGAUUUUUUCAGUUUUCUUACCAAUGAUCCGAAAUUCCUGCGAGUGGAUAUUGCACACUGCUCACCCCCCUGCCAAACCUGGUCUCCUGCUCAUACUGUGCCCUGUCCUCGUGAUGACGCCAACUCCGCAUGCAUAUUUUCGGCUGGAAGUCUGAUUCGGGAGUCACGUCCCAGGGUGUUGACUAUGGAGGAAACCAUGGGGUUACCCCAAAGAUUUCCUGUUAUCUUCAACAGAGUCGUACUGGAUAUGGUUGAAUUUGGAUAUUCUGUUCGCUGGUCGGUACUGGGGUGUGACGAAUAUGGUGUGCCUCAGGAGCGGAAGAGACUGCUUCUCAUUGCUUCGGGACCCGGUGAAGUUCUGCCACAUUAUGCCCAACCCACUCACGGCAUGCCCGGUCACGGUUUACUUCCCCGUGAGACCAUUUCAUCCACCAUUGACAACAUUCCUCCUGAUGCCGACGACCACAACGUUGAAGGGGCACUCGCGCGGUGGGCUCUGAGCCACCGACCGUCUUUUGAUCGCCACUCUCUAGCCAGGACCAUUACUUGCGGGGGCGGCGAAUACAACUACCACCCCUCGGGCACCCGGCCCUAUACCAGUCGUGAGAUGGCCCUCUUGCAGACAUUCUCCCUGGACUUCCAGUUUACUGGGAGAUUCAUGCGCAAGCAGAUUGGGAAUGCCGUGCCCCCGCUCUUCGCCAAAGCUAUCUAUGGAGAGAUCGUCAAGUCUCUGCGUGAGACUGAUACAGAGGAGGCCAUGGGAAUCUUCCACUGA
Molecule: messenger RNA, 1863 nt
Organism: Penicillium samsonianum
Lineage: Eukaryota; Fungi; Ascomycota; Eurotiomycetes; Eurotiales; Aspergillaceae
Product: DNA cytosine methyltransferase
Exons: 2
Coding region: 1-1863 (620 amino acids)
Cellular component (GO): nucleus
Molecular function (GO): methyltransferase activity
Source: RefSeq, a predicted model, not a curated record